Osmerus eperlanus (European smelt) is the source of this 946-nucleotide messenger RNA. RefSeq names its product major facilitator superfamily domain containing 3 (gene slc33a2). Gene Ontology annotation, molecular function: acetyl-CoA transmembrane transporter activity. The transcript is spliced from 3 exons. Lineage: Eukaryota; Metazoa; Chordata; Actinopteri; Osmeriformes; Osmeridae. Gene Ontology annotation, cellular component: membrane. The record is from RefSeq and is a predicted model, not a curated record. Bases 167 to 946 code for a protein of 259 amino acids.
CUGUAAUGUUGUUCUGCAGUGUGGUCACCGAGCGGAGCAGUUUCAGACAACCGGUUCCCCUCAUUCAGCUGACCGAUCUUGUAGAUCGGCAUCUUGCCAGCCAGCGUCAUGACAACCUGAACCCAAGUGAUUCAGUGUCUGUGGAGGAAAGCUGUAGAGGUGGACAAUGAACGACAAGCUGGUAUUCCUGGGCCUCCUGUACUUUGUCCAGGGGAUCCCAUACGGCCUCCAGUCCUCCCUCCUCCCCGUCUACCUGCGCGGGGCCGGCCACUCCCUCACCCGCAUCGGCCUGACCAAGGUUCUGUACUUCCCCUGGGUGCUCAAGGUUCUGUGGGCGCCGCUAGUGGACAGGGUGGGCACCAAGCGGCGCUGGCUGGUAGGGACUGUCUCCGGCCUGGCCCUCACCUGCCUCACCAGCGCCGCCCUGGCUCCCGAGGCGCACAUCUGGGGCGUGGUGGGCACGCUCCUGGCCAUGAACGCCCUGGCGUCGGUCCAGGACAUCGCGGUGGACGGCGCGGCCGUUGGCCUGCUGAAGGGGCGCAGCGAGCUGGGGCUGGGGAACACGGCGCAGGUGGUGGGCUACAAGGCGGGCUCGGUGUUCGCCGGGGGAGGGCUCCUGGCCGUCAUCGACGUGGCCGGCUGGGGCUGGAUGUUCAUGCUGCUGGCGUGCGUGUACUGCGGCGUGGCCCUGUUCGUGUGGGGCGCCCCCGUGCUGGACGACGACUGCGUGAGGAGCCAGGCGGAGGGGAGGAAGGGCGGGGGGGACGCAGUUCAUCCGUGGAGGGUGUGGAGGAAGCUGAUGGCCGUGCCGGGGACCCCCUGGACAGUGCUGUAUGUCCUCACAUACAAACUUGCUGGCAUAGGUUUAAACAAGCACAUUACACAACUGGAAACGGGCCGCAUGUUUCCUACGCUGCGGCUGUGCUCGCUGUACGUGGGCACAUGA